This is a messenger RNA of Fonsecaea nubica, 3246 nucleotides long. RefSeq lists its product as hypothetical. Gene Ontology annotation, biological process: transmembrane transport; carbohydrate transport. Lineage: Eukaryota; Fungi; Ascomycota; Eurotiomycetes; Chaetothyriales; Herpotrichiellaceae. The coding region runs from base 1 to 3246 and encodes 1081 amino acids. Gene Ontology annotation, molecular function: carbohydrate:proton symporter activity; FAD binding; catalytic activity. The transcript has 13 exons. Gene Ontology annotation, cellular component: membrane. The record is from RefSeq and is a predicted model, not a curated record.
AUGGCUUCUAUCCUUAAAAAGAUCAUUCGCAAUGACGCUAUGAAGGAAGAUCCCGUCGAGAUCUAUGGAUGGAGAUCUUUCGUGCUGACCUUGACAGCAUGUAUGUCCGGCAUGCUCUUUGGUAUGGACACGGGUAUCAUUGGCGGUGUCAUCGUUCUCCCUGCUUUCACAAAGAAGUAUCAUUUUGAUGGCCUCAGCAAAAACGAUGCCGCAACCCUCUCGGCCAACAUUGUCUCGUUCCUCCAGCUCGGGUGCGCAUUCGGGGCUUUACUUGCAUACCCUUUCGCCGACCGAUAUGGACGACGUGCUUCCUUGAUGGGUUCUGCCUUCAUCGGCCUGGUGGGAAUUGUCAUGCAAUUUGCCGCCUCGGGUUACUUAGGGUGUAUGUAUACAGCUCGGCUUAUUGCUGGCCUCGGAGCAGGAGCGUGCUCAAUGAUUGCUCCUCUUUAUGUCUCCGAGAACGCUCCUCGGGCUCUCCGGGGUGCGCUUACUGGAACCUUUCAGUUCUUCAACACUUUUGGUGUGAUGCUUGCAUUUUGGAUCGACUAUGGUGCCGAACUCCACCUUACCGGCUCCAGCUCCUACAUAGUUCCUUUGGCAACACAAGGAAUACCGGCGAUCCUUUUGAUCGUUGGCAUGUUCUUCAUGAAUGAAUCCCCUCGCCAUCUCGCCAAGCAGGACGAAUGGGAAAAGGCCAAAAAGGUCUUGUCCUUGGUUCGGAAUCUUCCCGAGGACCAUCCCUACCUGCAGAGCGAGUUUCAAGACAUUGCCAUCCAACUUGAGCGCGAACGCCUCUUGAUCAACGGCGCAGGCUGGCGAGCUCUACAACGUGAGAUGUGGACGAUACCUGGCAACAGGAAACGAGCCUUGAUCAGCUUUGUCCUCAUGAUGUUCCAGAAUUUGACCGGUUCAAAUGCGAUCAAUUAUUACGCACCCACAAUCUUCAAGAACAUAGGGAUCACAGGGACUUCAGUGAGCCUUCUAGCGACCGGCAUUUACGGAAUUGUGAAGAUGUGCUCGUGUGCCACCUAUCUGAUAUUUUUUGCCGAUUCGCUGGGGCGACGACGAUCUCUCCUCUGGACUGCGAUUGCCAUUGCCUGUGACAUGAUGUACAUUGGACUCUACGUUCGCAUCUCGCCGCCCAAACCUGGUGUGCCGAUCUCGGGUGCCGGAUACUUUGCCCUUGUGUGUAUUUACUUGUUUGCAGUCUUCUUCCAAAUGGGGUGGGGGGCGACACCCUGGAUAUAUGUGUCUGAAAUCCCCAGCGCACGAUUGCGUUCUAUGAAUGUGUCCAUCGCAGCAUCCUCCCAGUGGCUCUGGAACUUUGUCAUUGCAAGAGCCGUGCCAAAUAUGUUGGUGAACAUGGGGAGUAAUGGUUAUGGAACCUACAUAUUCUUUAGCGUUUGCUGCCUUUGUUCAUUUGUGUUUGUGUGGUUCUUUGUUCCAGACACCAAAGGGAUGUCUCUGGAACAGAUGGAUGACUUGUUCGGAGUGACCGAGCUCGUCCAUCAGAAGGUCGGAGCCAUGGGUUCGGGAGACGCCAAAUUUCCAAUCCGAUACAAUGAUCCUGAAUAUCAACAAAUUCACCGCAACCUCUUUUCACAUUCUCUUCUAUGCCCCCUCGAGGAUGUCCUUCCACCCGGUGUCAAUCAGCAGCAGUUUGAUUGUGCGGUUGCCGAGUUCGGAGAAGCGGUCGGGGAGGACAAUGUCUUCAAAGGACAGGCGCUGGAAGAGUAUGUAGAUCCUUACGAAUUGUGGGAGGAUGAAGGUAAAAGGAAAAUGCCGAGUGCGGCGGUAUGUCCUUGUUCCAUCGAUGAGCUCCGGAUAGUCUUGAAAGUCGCCAACAAAUUUGGUAUUCCUGUCUGGACCUUCUCGCGAGGGAAGAAUUUGGGAUACGGAGGACCAGCGCCAAGGCUUAAUGGGUCUGUCGCACUCGACCUGCAUCGCAUGAACAAGAUUAUCGAGGUCAACGACAAGUUCUCUUAUGCGGUGGUCGAGCCGGGAGUCACCUUUACAGACCUGUACCUCUACUGUGUUGAGCACAAGCUGGGAGUCUGGCCAAGUGUUCCUUCACUAGGAUGGGGAAGCGUGGUCGGGAACACCGUGGACCGCGGUACCGGUUUCACACCGACGGCCACACACCAUCAGCACAUCAGUGGAAUGGAGGUCAUGCUUGCCGACGGCGACCUUGUGCGGACAGGCCAGUUUGCGAUAUCCAACUCCCCAUCAGCACACCUCUCCAAAUUCAGCUUUGGCCCGUCCAUCGAAGGCUUGUUCCUGCAGAGCAAUCUGGGAAUCGUCACCAAGAUGGGGAUCUGGCUUCAUCCGCAACCACAAGCCUACAUGUCCUGCACGUUUGACAUGCCGAAUUUUGAAGACGUCGAAGUUAUUGUUGAUAUAUUCGGAUCAUUACGCAGAGAUGGACUGUUGCCCAACACAGUAUACGUCUCGAAUAUUGUGGAAUGGUUGGGUAUGACGGGCAAACGUGCUGAGUUGUGGCCAGAAGAAGGCCCUAUUCCAGACUGGCGGCUCCGGGAACUUCAAAAAGAAUUAGGAUUCGGAUACUGGAACGUCAAAUUUGGUCUGUAUGGUGCAAAGGCGGUGGUCCAAUCCCACUUUGACGAAUUGAAGAGGAUAAUAGGACAAAAGGUGCCUGGCGCAGAGUACCAUCUUCAAGGUCACCUCUUCUCUGGGGAAGACGACAAGCUUCUGGAUGCAAACUCGAUCCCGGAUCCCCAUGGUGGCUUCUUCGUCGGAGUUCCCAGCCUGUGGAGCCUACCAAUGGUGAGAUACAGAUUGCCAAAGGAAAAGGCCGGCAUAGGCGCCCAUGCGGACUAUUCUCCCAUCAUUCCCUCUGAUGGCAAAAUGGUGCUGGAGUGGGUGAAAACGGCUCGCAAUAUCUGUGAAGGCCGAGGGUUCGACCUCUUCUGCGACUUUUUUAUGCAUGAACGACACCUCAUUUUUGUCAACAUGAUGGUCUUCGAUAAGGCAAACCCCAGCCAUCGGAAAACCGUGGAUGCAAUUUUCCGGGACCUGUACAGAGAAGGUCGACAAAGGGGUUUCAGCAAGUAUCGGUCCCACAUUAACUACAUGGAUCUGGUCGCGGACGCGUACGACUUCAACGAUCACGCAUACCGGAGAUUUGUGGAGAGAUUGAAGGAUACAGUAGACCCGAAUGGAAUCCUGUCACCCGGUAAGCAGGGCAUAUGGCCAGCGAGAUAUCGUCAUCUCAAAGAAAAGCUAUAG